This is a messenger RNA of Stegastes partitus (bicolor damselfish), 963 nucleotides long. It is a transcript of the gene foxb2, whose product is annotated as forkhead box B2. Bases 1 to 963 code for a protein of 320 amino acids. NCBI's taxonomy places the organism in Eukaryota, Metazoa, Chordata, Actinopteri, Pomacentridae. The transcript has a single exon. The record is from RefSeq and is a predicted model, not a curated record. Gene Ontology annotation, biological process: regulation of transcription by RNA polymerase II; anatomical structure morphogenesis; cell differentiation. Gene Ontology annotation, molecular function: RNA polymerase II cis-regulatory region sequence-specific DNA binding; DNA-binding transcription factor activity, RNA polymerase II-specific.
AUGCCCCGUCCUGGGAAGAACUCUUACAGCGACCAGAAGCCUCCAUACUCCUACAUAUCACUGACAGCGAUGGCUAUCCAGAACUCAGCCGAAAAGAUGCUGCCUCUGAGUGACAUUUACAAGUUCAUCAUGGAUCGGUUUCCAUACUACCGAGAGAAUACCCAGAGGUGGCAGAAUUCCCUGCGCCACAACCUCUCGUUUAACGACUGCUUCAUCAAGAUCCCACGGAGGCCCGAUCAGCCAGGGAAGGGCAGCUUCUGGGCUCUGCAUCCGGACUGCGGUGACAUGUUCGAAAACGGCAGCUUCCUGAGGAGACGGAAGCGCUUCAAGGUUCUGCGUGCCGAGCAUAUGAGCUGCAAGAGUUCACCGAUGAUGCAUUACUUCCACCAUCACCACCACCACCACCACCCGGGCGGCAAGCUGAGCACAGCAACAAGCCACCACGACCACUCCGCGGCCCCGGCAAGCGUGGGUCGGCUCCCUCACUUCCAGGGUUACGGGGGCAUUGCUUGCGCGCAGCCCGGCGGCUUUAAACACCCGUUCGCCAUUGAGAACAUUAUAGGACGGGACUACAAGGGUGUGGUGGCCAGCGGGCUCCCUCUCACCUCGGUCAUGCACCACCUGGGUUACCCGGUGCCCCCGCAGCUCAGCAGCGUGGUCAACUCCAUGUGGCCGCACGUCGGUAUGCUGUCAGAGUCCAUGGGUGGCGUGCCGGUGCCAGCAUCAUCCGAAUACGCGCCGUUCAGUGUGUCAGCAAAAGGCCUGUACCACAACGCCAACGGGCAGACCCUGCCCGCCGUUCCCGUGCCAAUAAAACCCACCCCGUCCCUGGGUCCUGUGCCGGGUCUGACGGGGCUGCAGUCUGGCCCGGCUCAGCUCUGCUCACCGCCCUCAGUGAUGGAGAAAAGCGAUCUGCUGGAGGGGAAAGGCAACCCUCUACACCCGGCUCUGCUGCUGUCUUAA